ACAAAGCAACAUUUCGCUGACGAAAGCAAAUCACUGUCUUUCGUUUUUCUCACGUUCAAUUUUCCGUGUAGAUGGGAACAUAGUGAGACCAACAUGUAUUCUGAGUGGGCCUCACUGUAUCCGAUUAUUGCGGAAAAUAUUACCAACGCCCAAACGCAAAGCGUACUGGGAAAGUUCAGUAUCGUCGGUGGACGCGAUGUAGCAGCUGUUGUUAUUAAGCAAUUGGCCAGCACAUUGGGCAUCACCAACAAUGCAGAACCGAGCAAUCUGCACACGGACCAAGAGGUCCAAUGGUGUAUGGAUGUAAUAUGUCACGGAUUGUCGCUGCCCCUGUCGGAGCACGACAUCAUUAAAGAUGGGGUGAAUAUCUACUGCGAGUGGAUCAGUGCCGUGCUGCCGCAGACCAAGAUCAGUGUUCCACGCCCAAUCAUUGAUGAUCCGAACACAUACGUUCGGAAGAUAAUCAAACAUUUGUAUAAUCUUUUUGUGCCUCGUCCGGGAGAAGUCUGGCCUUUCAUUUACGAACAGGAACUAGGAACGGACACAAUAAAUCGACAGGCUGUGCUGUGCCAUCGUGUGUUGCGCACGUUACAGGACACGGCCCAAAAUUCGCAAAUACUCACGGUCGAAACGUGGGAAGCUUUGCUCCUGUUUCUGUUGGCUAUCAAUGAAAUUCUGCUGGCUCCACCGAUCGUCAAGGAUGACGUAGGGGAUCAGCUGUGCGAGCGUGUGCUGAGCGUCCUGUUCGAAGUUUGGCUUUUGGCGUGUAGCAGAUGCUUUCCAUCGCCGUCAUUAUGGAAAACUUUUCAGGAAUCAUGCGCUGCUUGGCGCCACCGUAUUGCUCUCGUUGAGCAGUGGAAUCGUGUAAAUUUGGGACUAACCGCCAAGCUGCUUGAGUUUACUUACGGUCCAGCAUUUCCAGAAAUGAAAAUUGCUGAAGAAGAUGCACAUCUGGUGCCGGAUGGUAUGACCAACGAUGGGAUCGCACAAGCUUGGAUUCGCUUUUUGAAGAUCCUCGGAGCACCGACGGAUCUUUGCUGUCCGCAGGUGAUCAGUCGUACACCACAAUUUGUACAAGCCGUCUUACUCAACGCGGACGGUAUCGAACCGCAACACCAUCCCUGUCUACUGAAUUUGCCCCAAAUUUUCCUCAAGACUUUAAAAGGAAUCGCGGGCUUGGUGGACGCGUUUCUCGGCAUAGCCCAAUUUAGAAUGGAUGAAAAUGCUCUCCUAGAAAACUUCAAUCAGCUGACAUUCACAAGCACUGGUGGUGGUGGUGGAAUGCAUUCCAGUAGUGGAUCCGUAAUUAGUUUUAGACACUCAGGAGGCGAGAUCAAAACAAGUGCCCUACGAGCUAGCGGAGGGCUUGGGGGACUCGGUCUCGGAGCUGCAUUAGGCGUUGUUGGGGCUGGCAGCAACAGUUCGAGUACCGGUCUUAACGCCGUUCCUGGUGGAGGUAGUAGUGGUGGUAGCGGUGGUGGUGGAACUGGUUGCAUAAACAGUGUUAAUGUUGUAGGAUGUAGCUCGAAUUCCGUUACUGCUUUGGUUCAAAACAGCGGCAAUGGGGGAAGUGCGCCCGGGGGUUUUGGUUUUUCGUACGAUGCAUCGCCAGCAAAUCAGGCUGAUAGUUCGGGAUUUUGCAAUGGCAAGUCAUCGUUACUCAUCGCUGACGCUAACGGAUCGGCAAACUCUCCAACGCCUCCGCUGCAACGCCGCUUGGCGAAGAGCUUUAGUGUCGCUCCGUCGCUACCGUCAGCGCAUGCCGUCAUCUCGAUGGCGUCUCAAGCUAAGGGCUUUACAAAAGGUUCAUUCAGUGGACUUACCAGCAGUCGAAGUUCGUCCAAUCACCCGAACAAUGCGCCACCAUCAACAUCCUUACCGUCAACUGGAUUUUCAUCCAUGCUCUCAUUGUGCCAAGAAAAUCGAUACCCGUUGGCAGCAAACCGUCCCAGGUGCAAUAGCAUUUUGCACCUCUUCGGUGAAUGGCUUUUUGAUGCGGCUCACAUAGGAGGAGACACAUGGAUGCAAAAUACCAAAAAGCGUGCGGCUGAAGCAAAACGGCGCCCUUCCUCGAUGAUCAUGGACAAUCGUAAGGGCAGCUUGUCACAGCCACCUUCCCUAUCCGAGGUAAACGAUGUGGCGCCGGGCCUCACGAUCGACAAAUACGAGUCAGGGAAGGCAGAAGCACUUGGCGCUCUGUGUCGCAUAUUCUGUGCCAAGAAAACGGGUGAAGAAAUUCUUCCCGUGUAUUUGGCUCGCUUUUAUAUGGCCCUUCAUCAAGGUCUAAAAACGAACGAUAACCGGGAGUGUAUGGAAACGCUUGCCAGCAUCCUAUACAACUCUUCGGACCUGUUUCGCAUUGAUUUGGAAGGUAUUCAGGUGCUGUUGCCUUCAUUCAUUGGCGCCCUGGAGCAUAUAUUGCCCGAGAAGGAACUAAAGAUGCGAUCACAAAAUGUGAUCCUAAACAAAACUGAACUGCGGCGUGCAGCCAUCAACAUUCUGCUUUCCAUAUUGAUCCUUCCGCUUCAUUUCCAGACCCUCCCUAUACGCGAUAUUAUGGGUGGACCCAAUGAUAGAAGUAUCACCUUCAUUCACCUUAAACCGCGACUCAUAAAUAUUCUAAUGAACGCUUUGCAAGUGGAAACCGAUCCGCAAAACACACACAUGCUGCUAGGUGGCUUGCAUCUGUGUGUUCAGGAUGCUGUUACAUUUGAGGAGACAGAAAAAGGUCCCGCUGAAGUAUUGCAUUCGCUACAUCCCACUGCUGAAACAUCCAAUUUGCUCAGCUCGGCCUGCUCCGAGAAGAGUGCCUACUCCAUGAACAGCGCCAAUUCCAGCAUCGGUGGGCACAGUACCGCAACACUUAGCAAUGAACCUUCUAGUUUGCCGGCUUUUGAUGAUUUUUCAUCCGACAUUAUUCAUGAGUUAGAAUUGAGUUCAUCUGCAAUUUAUGAUAGCGCCCAUGCGUUGUUUGUGCGAGCAACGUAUCUCGUGUGUCACCGUUUGAUUUCGUCCUGGAAAACCGACCUCAACGUGUCCCUUGCUGCACUAGAACUGUUGACCGGUUUGGCAGGAAUGCAUGUAAAAGAUUCAGGUAAUUGUUUCUCAAUGAAAUGUGUAAUCGCAACCGAAACGCAACUGAAUGAUGCAAUAUUUUUUUUAGAUGUGCUGGAAUGUAAACGAGCUGUAAAGUGGAUUUGCGACUACAUUUGUUACCAAUGUUCAAGACCACCGCCAGCACAUAUCAAGGAUCUUCAUAGCACCAUCGUGGCGGCGUUUCAAUGUACCUCUGCCUGGUUGAUGAAUCAUCCGUACUUACUGCAGGAUAAAGAAUGCCUAACGAUCGUGCUGGAAGUUGUUGAGUUGGGUAUAUCAGGUUCAAAAAGUGUCGGCAAACCGGGCGAACCGGUCAAGUACAAGGACGAUAAGGAACUCAAACCGGCCAGUAUGCGAGUGCGUGAUGCGGCGGAGAACAUGCUUACAAUGAUACUGGAACAAAUCGAUUACUUUCCAAAUGAAUGUGGAAAGCAAUCACUUUCGUCGCUGCUAGACGAAGUGGUACUGGCAAAGCAUUCCAACACUUCUGGCGAGCAUGUGGGAGAGCUGCCCCAGGAGCAAGCAAUAAAAAAAUUUAAAUAUUUUGUAACGGAAAAUUCGACUGUGCUUGCGCUGUUUGAAGAACCGCUGGGCAACGACCAGGAUCCCCAGCCUACGGUUACAAUUCUUAUUCGUGGUCCUUUCGGUCGUCAUGCCUGGACCAUGCAGUUGCGUCAUUUGUCCCGCAGCAAAUCAGGCACAAAAUACCAUGCUCCCAACCCUGGACGACCUGUACCGAUGAACGAUAUUAUGAUGCGCCAAGAAGUGGAAUAUAAAUACUUUCCGGAUUCAGUCGAUCGUAUUCCUCCGUGUAUCGUGGACUAUUCCAUCCCGACAUUGGAUUCGGCAGAGCAAAAGAUUGGCAAUCAGUCCACCAAACAGCUUGCCCGAUUGGUUGAGCAGCAGGUUGGGUAUGAGAAGCUCUCGUGGGCUGAAACGGAAUGUUCCGUCGACGGAUUGGGGCAUGCGCAGGAAGCGUCACCACCAAGCGUCUGUCACGAGUUUCAAGCGGCGAGACUUUUCUUAUCUCACUUUGGUUUCCUAACGAUUGGUCAGAAUAAUGGUGCUGGCCAAAAGCUUGACGGCAGUGCUCCAUUGCUAACAACUCUUGAUUCGUCCAAACCGGAGUUUUGUCAAGAUUUGAAAAUGUUGGACAAAAUGUCCCCACGAUCCUGCGACACUAUAUACGUGUUCUAUGUGAAAGCCGGGCAGAGCACGGAAGCAGAGAUUAUCGGCAACAUGGAUCCUGAUAAUCUAUCGUCUAUUGAUGCUCAUUUCUGGAGGAUGCUGUACACGAUUGGAUGGCCAGUAACCGUUCAGGAGCACGCUGGCUGGACCGGUUUCAUCGGCAAUAGUUGGAAGAUUCCGCGUGAGCAUAAAUCAUGUCCGCAGCAAAAUGACGAGCAGAAGAAUGACCGCUCACCCGAGGAAUGGCAACUUAAUGGCGAGAAAACGGUACUGUACUGGGCAGACGUUUCCUCGGAAAUGGCAAUUGUGGUGCCGAACCGUAAUAACAAAGUAGACAUCACUGUGGACGAUGUCACCGAUUGCAAUAGUAGCCCGUCUACAACGUACGAGCGUAGCGUAAGUGAAAUACAACCACGAUCGUCCUCCAUCUCUUCCAAUCAACCACGCCAGUUCUCACUAGACAGCGAAUCUGCUCGCCUCGGUUCGAUAAGUAAAUCGGCCGAUCCAAUUCCGCCUAUGCGUCGCAGAACUGGGGUUUCCAAGCCCAGUACGCUUUACACUGCGCCAACGGCAAAGGUUUUGCUCGUUUGGUUGGAAAGCUUCGAGGAUCACCUAACGUUCCCGAUCGAUAGUCUGUUGCACUACACACGAGUGGGAUAUUCCGCCCAGCACGGUUCGGCAACAUCUACGACUUCUAGUGAAUGUUUUAUCAUAUACUUGCACGCACUGUCCUCUAGCUUACUGCGCGUCAAACUCCAAGGACCGGUAGGACGUAUGAACUUUGCAAUUCCCCUGAUAGAUGGAAUGGUCGUUAGUAAGCGAGUAAUUGGAUCGCUCAUUCGGCAAACCGCGUACAAUAUGGCAAAACGGAAACGUCUGGACAAUGAUUCGUAUCAACCUCCACACGUUCGGCGCCGAAUCAAGAUUCAAGAGAUCAUGCACAAGUACAAAAAAGAUCUGACCGAAGCAGAGAUGUUGGCUGACUUAUUCAAACCGUCAAUAUAA
Molecule: messenger RNA, 5289 nt
Organism: Anopheles maculipalpis
Lineage: Eukaryota; Metazoa; Arthropoda; Insecta; Diptera; Culicidae
Product: ral GTPase-activating protein subunit beta
Exons: 15
Coding region: 94-5289 (1731 amino acids)
Biological process (GO): activation of GTPase activity; regulation of small GTPase mediated signal transduction
Molecular function (GO): GTPase activator activity
Source: RefSeq, a predicted model, not a curated record